AUGGCUACACCAAAGCGAGACGUGAAUAUCUUCAACGAUGAUCCACCGAGCUUUAGCAAGCCGAGGACGCAGCCUUUGGAGGUGAUGAUUGUUGGGCUCUCGCGAACUGGGACGUCCUCCAUGCUCGAAGCCAUGAAUAUCCUCGGCUACGGAGAUAUCUAUAACUCCCGCGUCAUGGUCCGCAAGCACCAAGGGCCCUUCUGCGGCACGAUCCUGAACAAACGCCUCACAGGCAUCGGACCGCCUUACGGCCUCGAGCAAUUCGAAUCCCUCUACGGCGAACAUACCUGCAUAUCCGGCGAGACAGUCGCCCCCAUGGCCGAAGACAUCAUCAAAGCCUAUCCGGAAGCCAAGGUCAUCCUAACCGUCCGCGACGACGAGGACGAAUGGCUGGCAAGUCUGUGCAGCACGCUGUGGUACAACUACAGCACGUGGUCGCACUGGUUCCUGAGGAAAGUCGAUCGCGUCUGGUGGGAGCAGAACGGGCUUAUGGAUGUGUAUUGGAAUAAGUUCUUUGCGGGGGAUCCUGCCGUGCAUGGAUUGAGGGUGUAUAGGGAGCAUAAUGCGAUGGUGAAGAGGGUGGUUGAGCCGAAGGAACGGUUGUUGGUGUAUAGCACCAGUGAAGGGUGGGGUCCGCUUUGCAGGUUUCUUGAGAAGGAUGUCCCGGAUGUUGAGUUUCCUUGGGUGAAUAGGACGCAGGAUCAUCGGGCGCUGUUUGGGGGUGGGAGGAGGAGGAGCCUGCGAGCGUGGAUGAUGAAUGCGUUUGUGAAGGGUGUGCUUCCUACGACUGCGGUUGCGCUGCUGGUGUUGAGGAGGCGACAGGUGAACGAGAUGGUCAGGCAGCUGCUGAAGUGCGAGUCGCCCACCAUGGCCACGUCAGACGAGUUCAACGAGCGCAUGGAAGCACUCAUCAGAAAGACGCUGCUGGACGAAUACCCACACAUGAAGACGUCGACUCUCAACAAAAUCUGCACGAAGAGCGCUGCAGACGUGGCAUACAACUACCAGCGGGAGUCCAAGAACGAGUGCGCUGGAAUUCAUCCUCUCAAAUUCUUCGACCUUCCACGCGAGAUCCGCGAAAUUGUGUACGGAUAUGUGGUGUCACCAUCGGAUGGCCUGCCAAUCACCCUCAACAACUGCCCUGCGGGUGUUAGCUGUGCUUGGCGGACCGACACCCUGGACCUCUACAAUAUCUUCAACACACUACGUCCCUAUCAUGAGCAGUACGUGCACGGCAUGCAACCCGCCAUCACUCGCGUUUCUCGCCAGUUGCGUCAAGAGGCCCUCCCGCUCUUCUACCAGAUCAAUGUCUUCGCUGUCUGCCUAGCUCGUGACGCCCGGGUUCGAGACGAGGAAUGGUGGUGGCACUCGCCUAGUCCUCUGGACAAGGAAGCGAAGCACCUCGCAGGUGUUGAGCUACUGUCUAAUUGGCUUCUUGCCAUCGGCGAAAAGAACGUGUCCAAUCUGGUCAAGAUCACGGCCCACUACACGGAAGAAGACCAGAAGAAGGCGCUUCUGGACAUGGACCUUGUUCCUGCCAAGUGCGCCAACCUUGUCCACAUUCAAGACCCGGACGGCGACGACUAUCGUCGCACUCGCGCGAUUCGGGACCGGCUCAGGCAGUUCAUAGGUGGUAACGAUGGGAAGAAAUCAAGGAAGUGA
Messenger RNA from Zasmidium cellare ATCC 36951, 1662 nucleotides. RefSeq lists its product as uncharacterized. Lineage: Eukaryota; Fungi; Ascomycota; Dothideomycetes; Mycosphaerellales; Mycosphaerellaceae. The transcript has 5 exons. The record is from RefSeq and is a predicted model, not a curated record. Bases 1 to 1662 code for a protein of 553 amino acids.